AUCGCCUGUGUCUGCUGAACAUCCAAAUUCAGAGAGACCAUCCAACUCGGAGCUUUUUAAUCAUCAAGCACAAACGACUCGACGAUGUCUUCUGCAAGGGUCGUCACACAGACUCAGCCUGGGAGGUAUGCCCAAGGGUCUAACGAAUGGUCAUCUGGGAUAUGUGACUUCUGUGAAAAUAUCCCAGUGUGCUGUUUUGCUUACUGGUGCUUCCCCUGCUUUGCCUGUAAAACUUCACGUGACUACGGGGAGCAUCUCUGCCUCCCUCUGGCAGAUUGGUUUGGCUUCAUCCCACCGGCCACCAUGUCACUGAGGGCCUCCAUGCGACACCGCUACGGCAUCAGUGGCACCUUGUGUGAAGAUUGCGUGUAUUCGACCUUCUGUAUGGUCUGCGUCUGGUGUCAGAUGUCCAGAGAGAUGGAGAUUAGAAACACCCCAGCUGUUGUGGUCACUAGUAAAAGAUAACCUCUAUUUCUUGCUCAUUAUCACCUCCAGGGCUGUAAGAUAAUUGAAUAAACCACCAUCCACAUGGGGUGUUAGUAGCGUAGUACACUUCAGACUGAAGCCCUUUGAGAAAGAUCAGCGUAAAUAGAAUCGUGCUCACUUUAAUGAUGGAAAAACCUCUUGAGAAAUGAGUGCUGUAGUACAACUGUAGCCAUCCAAGCUCACUGACUCCAGCAGCAUGAAAGCUCUUGGUGCAAGAAAUCAAUUAAACUUUUAUUAAUGUAAAUGUAUUGUUAGCUACCUUACCCUGUGCUUUUUAAAUUUUAUUUUUCCUUUUUCUCUCUGCAUUUUACACUUCUGGCUUUUAUUUUAUUUUCAUCUGGCAUAAUGAAAAUGAAAGAGAUAAACUUAAAUUACACUAAAAUCCAAACAGUACAGAAAGCGUAUUUUAUUGUUGCUUUUUUUUUGUCAAUAAAAUUAAGUAAAAUGUA
Messenger RNA from Archocentrus centrarchus (flier cichlid), 935 nucleotides. RefSeq names its product cornifelin-like. The record is from RefSeq and is a predicted model, not a curated record. The coding region runs from base 85 to 465 and encodes 126 amino acids. Lineage: Eukaryota; Metazoa; Chordata; Actinopteri; Cichliformes; Cichlidae. The transcript is spliced from 4 exons.